Fonsecaea erecta is the source of this 867-nucleotide messenger RNA. RefSeq lists its product as hypothetical. Bases 1 to 867 code for a protein of 288 amino acids. The transcript has a single exon. Lineage: Eukaryota; Fungi; Ascomycota; Eurotiomycetes; Chaetothyriales; Herpotrichiellaceae. The record is from RefSeq and is a predicted model, not a curated record.
AUGAACAGUCGCAUUCACACCUCUACACCUGCAGAAUUACAGAAUCAAUAUCCUCAAUCUCCGUUCGCCAAACCUUUCCUCCUGUGCAUCCAGAAUGUCCGAUAUGAAGAAGCUUCCCAUCAAGCGCCGUCUGUCCAUGGUCCAGAUUUCUAUUGGCGUCCAUCCGCGUCAGGUUACUUCAGAAGUGAAGAUGUCUCUGGCUGGUAUAUUUGGGAUCCCGGACAGCUUUUUAGGGGAGAGUCGCCCCUGCGUCUAGCAACGGUCGAAGAAGCUGGGCGGUGUAUAUUGCACAUGUCCAGCACUCUGAUCUGGGAUCCAGAGCGUCACGGUUACAUACAUGCGCCAAUAGACUGCACCACUGAGGCCCUCGGCUCUGCCGUAUGGCGGCGGCUCUCCUUUGGCCAGUACGGUACCUCUGACCUGGCAAUCCUUGGCCAUGCCAGGGCUGGCUAUCAACUGCACCUCCCAGGACCAGAUUCUUGGUUUGAACAACUGCUCCCGGACGUCUGUAAGGCACAGCAGGACGGUCAACCGACCUGCAAGCUGGCCGGGCAUCUUAGCAUCAUUGUGGGCCUCCUGGCCUUUGGAGUUGAACCACACUUGGCGUUGCACGCAAUCAACGCGUCUUUUAGACGAGACUUCAACUCUACGAGGUUCCAGCAACAUAACUUGCACCCGAGUCCAAGUAAGUCCAUCCCUAUGGUCUCAACACGUACUGUCUACUCAGAAUCUUAUUUGUCGGCGUCGACAACUGCAGGACACAAGAAACGCUCAAUGGUCAUCCACAUCGCAUAUGACCCAACCCGAGUGGACCACGGGGACCUUCAAGCUUGGGAACAAGGCAGCCACGGCGAAAUGUUUAGCUAG